Erigeron canadensis is the source of this 987-nucleotide messenger RNA. RefSeq lists its product as uncharacterized. Lineage: Eukaryota; Viridiplantae; Streptophyta; Magnoliopsida; Asterales; Asteraceae. The record is from RefSeq and is a predicted model, not a curated record. The coding region runs from base 100 to 627 and encodes 175 amino acids. The transcript has 2 exons.
ACGCAAAUUUUGCAUUACAUUAACCCGAAAUUCCUCUCUUAUAUAAUUAUUCAAACCCAGCCCAAAAAACCGCCCACCCUAUAACGGGCUUGGGCGGCCAUGCCUCCACCUUACGCCACCACCACUCAACCACCAUCUAACCGGCCUCUAUCGUCGACAAUCUACACACAAAAAUCUUGGUCACCCGACUUGCAUAGAGACGAAGAAUGGGUAAAAAGAAAGGGAAGACACAAUCAUAGGAGGAGGACCAAAAGUGUUACUGACGAAGAUAUUGAUGAACUUAAAGCUUGUAUUGAACUUGGAUUUGGUUUUGAACAUUCUCCUAAAUUAGAUGAUCGUUUGUCUGAUACUUUGCCUGCCUUAGGAUUUUACCAUGCGGUUAAUAAGCAAUAUUUUGACACGGUUUCUAAGUCGUCUUCAAUGCCGUCUUCUUCUUCAUCUUCAGUUUCUUCUUACUCGUAUGCGGUAUCUGAACCGGAUUUAUCUUCUCCAACUAGUAGUCCACAUGCCAUAUUUAGCCACGGUGACAACCCACAAACUGUGAAAACAAGGUUAAGACAGUGGGCACAAAUAGUCGCAUGUUCAGUGCGACAAUCAUCGUCGUCAUCAUCAUCAUCGGCAAGUUGAAGACGAGAGCAAAAAUAUCUUGAAACACAAUAUAUGAUCGAUAAAUCAAACCCAGACAUGGUUAGAUACACAUCAUGUUAACUAAGCCAAACAAGACAUGCCUAUAGUUAGACUGAUUGAGGUUGAGAUUGAUUGAUCUAAAAAUGAUGAUAUGCCAUGUUUCUAUUUGGGUUUUUGGAUGUGCCUAAACCACAUGCCUUGUUAUAACUUAAUUUGAUGUUUGGUAAUAGACAUUAAUUUACAUUUGCUAGCUUUCGGUUGUUUUGAUUUUGUUUUUAACUCCUCCUUCUUCUUUUUUUUCUGUGUUGUAACUUGUAAGUGGCAUCUGUACGACUUUAUUUUAAGGGAAUUUUGGUGAUU